AUGUUUACUACAGCCCUGCUGGUCGUCGUGCUCAUAGCGCUGUACAGCUAUUACACCAGAAAGUUUCAGUACUGGAAGCUCCGUGGACUCGCAGAGGAAGCUUACUGGAGAUAUCCCGAGGAAAAAGUGGUGGGUUUCUAUAGAGGCAGAAACCCGCAGCUCGUCAUUCGGGACCCAGAAUUAGCAAAGAAGGUCCUCAUGACCGACUUUUUCCACUUUUAUCCACGCGGAAUGCUCUCAUACACGCAUAAAGGGGAGCCAAUGUUCCGGAAUCUCUUCUUCGCGGACGGCGACGUGUGGCGAUUAUUGCGCCAGCGACUUACGCCAGCGUUCACCAGCGGAAAACUCCGAGCUAUGUUCCCCCUCAUUCAAGAGCGCGCUAAACAUCUCCAGACUCGCGCUUUGCGCUUGGCGUCUGGACCUUCGGGCGCAGUACUGGACGCGCGAGACCUUAUGGCUCGCUAUACGACAGAUUUUAUAGGCGCUUGCGGGUUCGGAUUAGACGCUGCCUCCCUCCAAGACGAAGAUUCGGAAUUCAGAAAGCUAGGAGUCAACAUCUUCAAAUUAGGAUUCAAGCACAUCAUAAAAAUCUUCUUGAAAGAAACAUUCCCGACGCUAUUGAGAGAUCUUAAAUUUAUGGAACAUGUGGAGACAAAUAUCAUGCAUUUAAUGAGAGAGGUAUUGAAACAGAGGAAUUAUGAGCCAUCGAAUAGACACGACUUCGUAGAUCUACUGCUGGAAUGUCAGAGACAAGGAAUCAUAGAAGGAGAGUCUUUGGAACGGGCGGGCGAGCGCUGCGAACUCCGAAUGGACGACGAGUUGUUAGCCGCGCAGCUUUUUGUGUUCUUCGCUGCUGGUUUCGAGACAUCCUCCUCUGCAACUAGCAUCGCUCUGCAUUACCUGGCGCACAACCCGCGCGUCCAACAGAAGGUGCAUAAAGAAAUAGACACUAUUCUGGCCAAGCACGACAACAAAUUGACAUACGACGCUGUUAAAGAAAUGUCUUAUAUAGAAUGGACUUUCAAGGAAGCCAUGCGGCUAUUUCCUCCUCUCGGCUACCUGACGCGAGAGUGCGCGCGAAAGUAUACGUUCGAAGAACUCAAUUUGACGGUGGAUGAGGGCGUGAAGGUGUUCAUUCCGCUGCAAGCGAUGCACAAUGACCCGAAACACUUCGACGCUCCUCACGAAUUCCGCCCCGAACGUUUUGACCCGACUGCGCCAGACGCCCAGCGAUACAAACACGUCUAUAUCCCCUUCGGGGACGGACCCAGGGCUUGUAUUGGUGCUAGGCUGGGUCUAAUGCAGUCAGUGGCGGGGUUGGCAGCGGUGCUCGCAGUGUGCUCUGUGAGCCCAGCGCCGAACGCACCACCGUUCCCGAGCCUUAACCCUGCUUCUAACGUAGUACAAACGGUGAAAACCGGAGUUCCAGUGGUUUUUAAACCUCGGUCUGCCGCUUAA
This is a messenger RNA of Leptosia nina, 1458 nucleotides long. Lineage: Eukaryota; Metazoa; Arthropoda; Insecta; Lepidoptera; Pieridae. The record is from the annotation of a GenBank genome assembly.